This is a messenger RNA of Aureobasidium pullulans EXF-150, 3232 nucleotides long. RefSeq lists its product as uncharacterized. Lineage: Eukaryota; Fungi; Ascomycota; Dothideomycetes; Dothideales; Saccotheciaceae. The record is from RefSeq and is a predicted model, not a curated record. The coding region runs from base 26 to 3034 and encodes 1002 amino acids. Gene Ontology annotation, molecular function: GTP binding. The transcript is spliced from 3 exons.
UCCUCAGUUGUUGAUCUAGCUCGAGAUGGCGAAAGACCACAGUACGACGCCGUCAACGAAUAUUGAAAUCUUUGACGAGUGCAUGGAAUUCUCCUUCGAAUUCGAGAGCAUUAGCGAGGCUGUUGAAGACGUCGCUCGCUUCAGCACGGCAGGACGCUUUGCUAGUGCUCGCAAGAUAUCAACCGAGUCAUUGGAGAGCAACAUGCACGUUUUUCCAAUCGGCUUCGAAGUCUUGCGGCUACUAUAUGACCAGGGUCAACACAAGACCUUGCAUGACAUUAUUCAUCAAGGAACGUUCUACAAGAAAUGGUCGAAUCAAGAGAAAAACAUUGUUUCUCUUAUGAAGUUUGUGGCCAUGAGCUCGAUUUAUGCCGACACUAGAUACGUCUUCCACGAAUUGAAACCGAGCGUCAUUGUCGCUUCGAGCCUUGAGAAGAUCAGUAUCGGGGACAUGAGCACUGAGAACAUGAUCGAGACAGUACUGCUGUUGAGAUUAUUGUAUUUCAGUCAUGAGGUACGACAGCAAAUACCUCCCAGGAAGUUUUCCGUGUUGGGCGGAGAAGCUCCCUCAACUGUAGUUUCAUGGUUCCUCCAGAAAGAGUAUUUCUGGGCCGCCGAGGAUGUACUCCAUGUUUGUUUCCGACGGUCCAAAGUUGGAAUGCAUGAAAUCAAGCUACCCGAAAUCUGGUCCGCCAUCGAGUGGUUUCUUAGCAAUACAGACGACGAACGCCGGAUCUGGGCACAGUUCUCGAUUCUUCAGACCUUCUGUGAAGGCUGUCUUUGUCAAGGACUCCUCAACCCUGAUUCAGAUGGAUCCGAGACGCCGUCGCCAUGGAAUCGACGCCUAAACGAUCUGACUCUGCUCGUCAUGAAACUUGAAGCCAAAGCCCAAGAGAAUGAAUGGAAAGGCUCUCGAGCCACAAUUCGCCACGAUCUUCUCCAAUUAGAUUGGGCGCUAUGGCAACGUCUUGCGGAAGGAACUUUGUCAGUCGAGAGCGAGACGUUAAGGGAGCUGUACGAGCUCAACGGCCAGGCUCAGCGAAAUCAGGAUGAUCGUUUGCAGUCUGGUAUACAGUGGAGAAUUGAGGUUCUUGCAAACUCCAUCGAUCCUGAUACUAUAGCCAGCACCAGUGGCUUAAUUGAAGUACCGAUGCAGAUAUACACAACUCGACAGAAGAUGAUUCAGCGUCUGGAUCCUACUGAACGACGAAGAUUUAUACAUGGAUCUCGGAAAAUUUCUGGUCUACUAGCUGAACAGAUCGAUAAGGCCAUCCCCGAGGAUGAGGAACCAUCUGCAUCAACCGCUCUGGAGCCCACCAGGAUCCGCAAAACAAUUCUCUUGCUUGGAAAGACUGGUACGGGUAAAUCAACACUACUUCGUACCAUCACGGGCAAAUAUGCUGCAACCACUAAUCACAAGUCGACCACCAGUGGAAUCCAGAAAGAAAGUUGCAUUAGGGCCGAUGGUGCCUUGUUGCAGGUCAUUGAUACCCCAGGUUUCGAGGACCCCGAGGUAUCUGAUUACAAUACUUUCGAGCGCAUUUGCAAGUUCUUGCGAGAGGACUAUCUCGCAGCUCGACCGCUUGAUUGCCUGUUCUAUCUUAUUGAUAUCUCUAGCAACAGGAUUACAGCAUCAGAAAUCAGGCAAGCCAAGACCUUGAAGAGCCUUGUCGGGGAGAACAACUGGGAUCAUGUGUACUUUAUCUUCACACGGGGCAUCACCGAUGCUGGGGACGACGAUGAAUUACUUCGCAAGAAGGAACACCAAGACGGAAUGGAGAAACGAUAUCGUAGAGAGAUAUUCGGGGAUGCGGCGAGAAAAGGUGCGCGAUUCAUUCACGUAGGGUUAGAUUUCGGGGACAGAAAAGAGCUUGAAGAACUUGUAGGGAAGCGGAGGGUGUCUCCUCAAAGGGAAGGUGGGUUCAUCGACAACCCCAUCGACGAGGAUGACCAAGAGACUGAGCUUCUGGGAGAGGAGUUGAGCACGAGCGUAAGGAAGAACGCGCAUCGUCCGGCUAGUUACGCCCAAGUGGAUACCAUGAUAUCGGCGGUACUCAAGAUCAAGACCCCGGUCGUGUUUGAGUGUCAGCACGAGAUGUGUAGGCUUGAUCGUCCAUUCAUGAAGACGCAGGUGGCGCUCAGUUUCGAAACUCAGACUAGGAACGAGUACGAUACUGCCACGAUUGAUGCUGCACACUACAAGCUGGAGAGGGAAAAGGCUGAAGCACAAAGGGCAACUGCCGUGAAAGAGCUCGAAGAGGACACGACUCACACCACGGAAGAGCGACAAAAGAUUGCGGAACUUGACGCUGAUAUCGCAGACCUUGACUUGUGGACAGAAGAAGUGGAAGCAGUACGCAGACAGCUUGAAAAGGAUAUCAGUGCGAUCGAAGCUUCCGCUGGAUGGACUCCCCGGCUCAUCGUCUAUAAUAGCACUGACACUGACCUUCAUCUUCGUGCGUUUCCUUCUGGGCUUCUACCAGGUCUGAUCGCGAAAUUCGAAAACAAGGUACAGUCCAAGAAGUUCAGAGCAAUUCACUGCACACCAGGUCAGUAUCGUCUCGAAGCCUUUCUGGGUAUGUCGGGCAACGAGAUCACCAAAAGUAGUGUGUCAUCUGUCACCUCAGGAAUUAUUGGUACUCUCGCCGUCGGGAGCCCCUUGCAUACCGCAAUCGCCGCCAGCGUGGCCUCGUUUGCAGCGUCGAACAUUGUGCGUGCAAUAUGGAAUGCUCGUCAAAACGAACAUUUCCGCUCACAGGUGCUGGAAAACGAGACUGGGUCCGUCACCAUCUCCUCAUCCAUUCCGGUCGAAGACCUGGACCCAAGAAUUAAGACCCAGAUGAUCAUCAUGGAGGCAACACGCAAAGGAGAGGUCAUCUGCAUCUUCAAGAGCGACUCAUUUGAUUUAAUCAAGUGCACUCGUCUGGAAAUUGUCGGCGGUCCCUCGCGGAAGGACCAAGGCCCCGUCACUGAAUACAAGUUCGACGGCUCUACCCGAGAGAUGAGUGUACAUCGCGUCGAUCUGUACGCAUAAGAUGGGAUUAUAUGAGUAGAUGUGUUGUCUCCAUCAUUUAUCCUGUACGUCCAAAGUCUCUAGGACCUGCUCCUAGGAUGGGACGCUGAAUAUGGUCAUGCAAGGACGCAACCACCGCCUUUUGAUCGUGUCAAGAUAUCUUUCAAUGAAUUUUCAGCGAUCAAAUAAUAACAGAAGUUUAGCCACCAUUGUGAUAUU